Xenopus laevis (African clawed frog) is the source of this 2397-nucleotide messenger RNA. RefSeq names its product limb bud and heart development L homeolog (gene lbh.L). Gene Ontology annotation, biological process: positive regulation of DNA-templated transcription; regulation of DNA-templated transcription. The record is from RefSeq and is marked provisional. Lineage: Eukaryota; Metazoa; Chordata; Amphibia; Anura; Pipidae. Gene Ontology annotation, cellular component: nucleus; cytoplasm.
UUUCUUGUGUUUGUGCUGUCGGGGCAAAGUUUCUGCACUCCGGGACUAAUUCUGUUGCUCCUGCAAGUUCUUCAGAGCAGCCUGUGAUUUUCUUUGUUGGGAUCUCUUUAAAGCAAGCAGUUUGGCAGCUCCUCUGGACUUAAUGUCUGUAUUUUAUCCCAUUCACUGCACUGAUUAUCUGAGAUCUGCUGAGAUGACAGAAGUAAUAAUGAACACUCAGUCCAUGGAUGAAAUUGGAUUAAGCCCUCGCAAAGAUUCCUAUCAGAUUUUCCCAGACCCUUCAGAUUUCGAGAGAUGCUGCAAGCUGAAAGACCGACUCCCCUCCAUUGUAGUAGAACCCACAGAAGGCGACGUGGAGAGCGGGGAGCUAAGGUGGCCCCCAGAAGAGUUUGUGGUAGAUGAAGACAAAGAAGGCACUUGUGAUCAAACAAAGAAAGAGAACGAGCAGUAACGGAGAUGUUGCCACCAGUUGUAAACCUAUUGUCGCUUGGAGCAAGAGGGAUCGACAAAUGGCUUGACUAAGACUUGGUUAGGGAUGCUUUUGUUAACGAUGACAAAUUCAAAGAUGCACCUGCAAGAUUUUUUCUUUUUCAUUCUGUUUUUCUUGCGAGAAAUAAAGCAACCUUCGAUGUGACGAGAAGUGGGGAAAUUUGAGAAAUGCUCGCUGUUUUUUUCCUUCAUUACUUAGAGAUGUUGUCUGAGCUCUUUUUUUCAGAUGUUUGAGGCAGCAGUAAAAUUCAAGUAGGUUCUAAUGAUGACAAAUCGAGGAUCAAAUGAUGAUUGAACACCUAUAGGGGCGCGGUACUGAUUCCCUCCAAAAGGCAAAAACUCCAUCUCUCCAAACGUUUUGUCCCCCAUUUGAAUGAAAGUAGGAAAUUUAAAGGCUCUUUGGGGGGGGGGGCUGAUAUUGAUAGUCAUUUCAGUUCUUCCUCCACCCAGUUUGAAAAUCCAGGAACCAUUUGUCAUAUCUUUAAGUUGAACAAGGAAUAUGUCAUCACUUAAAUUGGGGGGAUGUCUACAAUCAUCAUAUCCUACUGUACAAGACCAUAAAGCCGUGACAUCAUUUUCAUAUCCCCCCCCCCCACAUGGAUUAUUCCCUAAAAACACAUCAAUUUCUUUAUAUCGAGCUUCCGGCCCUAACGAAGAAUUUGCCUCCUGGUGUUCACUACUUUUACACCAUAUGUGCCCGCGAAACCUCCAUUGUCCGCUAUUUAGUACCAUAGUUGUGCCCAUAGAGUGCACUUAUAUUGUCAGAGACCUUUUUACAGUUAUGCACCAUUUAUUUUUUGUGUGUAUGUGUGCGAAAGGAUUGUGAACAGAUCUUCUGCCAGUAAAAUCCAACAAAAUGUAAUUAUAAACAUUUACUUAAUGGUGAUGACUCUGGGGAAGAAGAAUAAUGAGUAAGAUCGGGAUCAUCAAAGGAUAGUUCAGGCCCAUUAUCCAUGUUCACAAGCAGAACCAGCCUUUCCCUUAAUUGUUUCUCUAAACCUUCCUGUGCUGAAAGGACUUUAAUGCCCUUUGUUAGGUGCUGACAGAACAUAUGAUAAACACAUCUGUCUCGCUUUUCCCGUCCCCGCUGCUGAACGCCACUUCUGUAAUCCAACCCCCGUGCAGCUUUUUUCACUGCUUCAUAUCAAACGUCCGAUUAACGAUUUCUCUUUGCGGUUUGCACGGAACCUAUCGAUAUGCAAAAUACCUCAGUUUCCAAUGCUGGCGGGCGUGAAGGGAAGAUGGUUUGGGCGCACAUAUAUCACCUGGUUCGUUCAUGUUCGGUCUGUCGAGUCCUGAAGCUAUAGCAAUAACUUGUGUAUGCUUUGAAACUCUCAAAAACACACUGUAAAGCUUAUAUCAUAUGCGUAUAUAUCUUGCUAGUAACACGUGGAAUGUUCUUAUGGUCUCGUCCGCAUCUCCAAAUGGUUAGUGUCAACUUUAAAAAGAAAGUCUCUAGACCAAUGUGUGUGUUUAGUACAUCUGUUCCUGUUAACGGUCUACCAACGGGGUGUAACUGUGAUCCGUCAACAGAGUCUGGGCCCUGCACGGCCUCCAUGAUGGACAAUAAAUGUGCUCUCAUUGCUAACAUUGACACAAUUGUGACUUUGUAGGGAUAGAAGAUAAUGUGUCGUGCUUUUUUGGGGCUCAAGUGGGGGGAAGCGUCUGCUGACGAUCAGGAACCUUGUGUCUGCGUCCUUUUGAGAGUAUUGUAUAUUUCCAGUUGUUACUAAUGUAUCCGUGAACAAAAGCACUCCAGUACUCUCUGUUGUAUUAUAAUAUAUAUAUAUAUUUCUGUAAUUUUUUGAGGCUCAGGGAGAAGCUAGCUUUUUUUUUUUGUUUUGUUUUUUUCCAAACUACUUUUGUCACUGUGACAGUUGUAAAUAAAAGUUUGAAAUUGCUUUCCAA